AUGUAUGAUGAGCGGCAAAGACCGUAUGAUCCAGCGUCCUCUCCACCGCACGCCUCAUCUCCCACUGUAUCGGACCCUGACGUGAAUAUGCUUCACGUUGGGGAUCACGCGACCCCAGCGGCGAUGCGCACGUGUUUACACUCCACAACGCGAUGGUUUCAGCUUGUGAUGUUCUUUGCUUUUGUUAUAGCACUCGUGCUUGCUAUGGGCAGCUCCUACGAUAAUUUGAGUCCGGGACUCAUUUGGGGCGGGAUUCUCUCGAUUUUCUCCGUUUUCUUCGUCAUUUUGUCAUAUGUCAGCGUACCCAGUUACCGACAGCACCCAAAUCCUCUUGUUUUCUGGCGAACAAUCGCUGACGCGAUUUUUGUGCUGCAACUUAUGGCGCAACAGUUUGUUCGUUGUCUCUUCUUCGACUGUGUGCCGCUCUGUUCGAGUACAAACUUGCAAUGUGGCUGCAGUUUCGCUAGUGGCGCUAGCUCUACAUGCAGUGUAUUUGCUGGGCUAUUUGAGUUUACAUUGCUCGCGUCAGAGUGUUGGUUCUUUUGUAUGACGGCUAAUUUGCUCAUGAGUUUGACGAACCCUUUUACAGACUUUAAGCGAAAUACGAGAGUGUUUCAUUUAGGGUCGUGGCUCAUUCCACUUGUCCUUGGAUUACUUCUGAUGAAUACAGACGACUGGGCAGGAUAUUCCGACUUGGGGGUAUGCUGGACCAAUGCUUUAAAAAACUUACCAGCCGAUAAUAUGACCGAAUGUGCGUCUGGAUACGAAGUCACAGACAAUUUUAGUAGUGAUUACAAAGCAGUGAAUGCGAAUAUAAUCAGCUGGCUCUUCUUUUACGUUUGGAUGGGACUUUUUAUUAUUUUCGGCAUUGCAGUUUGGGUAUGGGCCUGGAAGCGUUUGAGCGAAGGUAUGCCCGAGACAUAUGCAGUGCGAGUACAGAGCAUCAACCGUGCUAGGUUUAAUGUGUUUGCGGUGACCUUUUACUGGAUUAUCGUGGUUAUCGUGUAUAUCAAAUUCUUAUCUCGCGAUCGCUCGAAGCCUGACAAAUCUAGUGAAUUGCUAAAUUUUUUUAUCGCUGGGAAAGGAUAUCUCGACUUGGUUAUCUGGUUUGCGCUAAAUGAUUUUCACGUCGCGCAUUUUACGCGUUGUCUUGGGGAAAAUACGGGAGAAAUUGACGUGGAUUUGAAUCCGCAGGUUAACGCAGCGUUGCGUCGCGAAGUGUUGUUUUACACAACGUCUGGCAUCAUUCAGGCAGUGCAAGCUGCAGAGCGUCUCCCAGCUUCCCAGCGUAUUCAGCACCUGGCAUUACUGCCACAGACGAAAGCGACGACUGCUUCGAGAUUUACAGCAAUGCCUGUUUCGGAAAGUGGAAGUUGCGCACGUACAUCUGCAACUUAUGCUGCAUACCGUCAACAGCAAUCUAAUGACAUGGAAAGGGAAGGAACGAAUGGCGCCACUGCUUUUGAUGAAAACAUGCGUGUAGCCAAAAAUUCACCGCGGACCAAGACAUUCCACGACUAUGAGCCUCAUGCAUUUAAAAAGAUUCGUGAGAGGUUUGGAGUAAAUAAUGAAGCCUAUCUGCAGGCACUUUCGGCCACUGCAAAGGAACGUUUAAGUGAAGGCGCAAGCGGAGCUUUUAUGUUUUUCUCAGCUGACGGCUCGCUUAUUGUGAAGAGUACUAGCAAGGAGGAAUGUUCUUUCUUGCGUAGUAUCGCACAAGACUAUGCCGACUAUUUGUGCAGCAACCCCCGUUCUCUUCUUUUGCGAUUUUACGGUUGCCAUUGUCUCGAGUUGUAUGGGAAGCAAUUCUCAUUCGUCGUCAUGGCUAAUCUUUUUGAUACAGACCAGGUUAUUCACUCUCGGUACGAUAUCAAAGGGUCGUGGGUGAAUCGUCAUGGUGAUCUACCCAAGCGUGGAAAAAAGGUGACUUGUCGCCACUGCAAUCGGAAGUAUUUAUACCAGAAUUCAGCUCCAGAGAAUGCAAAUUGUACAGUUCGACUUGGCGGUCACGAACCUAAUGUAGUGCUCAAAGACUCGGACUUGACCCAAAAGCUGAAUCUUGACCGCGACGUGGCGCUUGAUCUGUACCAGCAGCUAUCAGCUGAUAGUCACCUGCUAUGUUCGUUUGGUAUUAUGGACUAUUCGCUACUUAUGGGUAUAAACGAAGUGGAAUAUGUCGUGGACGAGGGUAGUAGCACAGAUGAUGACUCUGAUACGACGAACACGUCGAUGCAAUCGAAGCCUCAAGGUACCAAAAGUAAAAAGAAUCCUAUGCGGUCUUCCGUUUUCAAGAAUCCUUUAUCUGAGAACGUAAUAGUAGAUCCACGUGUUGGUGGUGGAGCACAGCAUUUAGCAAGAUCAAAGGGCCCUACUGGAGGCUCGAAGGCACGCCACCAUGCAAGCGUGUCUUCUAACAUUGGAUCUUAUAGCACUCGGUCGGCCAUGGGCGAUACGGUGAUGCAACGGAAGGCUUCGAAGCCGCGUGAUUUCAUGAACAAUCGCAGUCGCAAUGGACGUACUGAAAGUAACACAUCGUCGUCGGGGCGGCGUCUACCACGCUCUGGCAUGCGUAUGGCCAAUACUGUCGUUGGCCCAGCUUACUAUCAUCUUGGUGUUAUUGACAUUUUACAGACAUGGACAUUGCAAAAGCGUAUGGAGCGUUUUUUCAAAAUCGUCUUUAGAGGUGUUGACGGUGACGGAUUAUCAGCGAUCCCACCUAAGUUGUACCAAGCUCGCUUUCAGCUCAAGAUGGCUGACAUUUUGGGUGUGGAGGAUCUUGUAAGUGGCAAUGCCGAUUUGGAUAUAUUUACACAACAAAACUCGCACAUGGAUGUGGAUACACAGCAAGUAGACCAGCAGUACAGCAUUCAAUCUAUUCGAUCACUGGCAUCGUCGGAGCUGGUAGCAAUUAACCCGUUGGACUCGCAUUACGCAAAUAGUCGCUCAUCAUCAAUUUUGCGGCAGCGUAGCACGGAAAAUUCACAGUCGGUCGGUCAAGACACAGAAGAGUACACAGGUAUAGAUUAUCAUCUAUAG
This is a messenger RNA of Plasmopara halstedii, 3036 nucleotides long. Its product is annotated as Phosphatidylinositol-4-phosphate-5-kinase (PIPK-D1/GPCR-PIPK/PiGK1). The record is from RefSeq and is a predicted model, not a curated record. Gene Ontology annotation, biological process: phosphatidylinositol metabolic process; cell surface receptor signaling pathway. NCBI's taxonomy places the organism in Eukaryota, Oomycota, Peronosporomycetes, Peronosporales, Peronosporaceae. The transcript has a single exon. The coding region runs from base 1 to 3036 and encodes 1011 amino acids. Gene Ontology annotation, cellular component: membrane. Gene Ontology annotation, molecular function: transmembrane signaling receptor activity; phosphatidylinositol kinase activity.